This is a messenger RNA of Haliotis rufescens (red abalone), 1141 nucleotides long. Its product is annotated as cytochrome P450 2D26-like. Lineage: Eukaryota; Metazoa; Mollusca; Gastropoda; Lepetellida; Haliotidae. The record is from RefSeq and is a predicted model, not a curated record. Gene Ontology annotation, molecular function: heme binding; iron ion binding; oxidoreductase activity, acting on paired donors, with incorporation or reduction of molecular oxygen, reduced flavin or flavoprotein as one donor, and incorporation of one atom of oxygen. Bases 1 to 1074 code for a protein of 357 amino acids. Gene Ontology annotation, cellular component: intracellular membrane-bounded organelle; cytoplasm. The transcript has 3 exons. Gene Ontology annotation, biological process: xenobiotic metabolic process.
AUGAGCAAAACCAUUCUCGAGGAUGCAAUACAGGAAGAGUUAUCGUUCUUUCUUCAGGCCAUCCACGAAUGUGUCCACACGGACUUCAAUUGUAACCGCGUUCUCAACAACGCUGUAGCGAACAUCAUCAGUUCUGUGGUUUCCGGAAAACGGUUUGAAUACACCGAUCCUUUGUUUGUCAAGUUUAUGAAAUGCCUGGACGAGAACAUCAGAAACAUUGGCACAGCCAAUGUCCUCAACGUUUUGCCCAUUGUUCGCUAUUUACCGGGGGACUUAUUCAAAUUUAAGCAAACUCUUCGAAAUAUAUCUAUGAUUGAUAAAGAAAUAAUUCGUCCGUUUAUUGAAGACAACAGGAACAACUACGAUGACAGUAACGUCACCAACUUCACCUCUGCUUAUAUCAAGGCCAUACAACAGCGCCGUCAGGAAGGUCAAAACACGAAUAUGAGUGAUGGGAAUCUAGAGACAUGCCUUAGAGACCUGUUCAUUGCCGGCUCUGAAACCACAGCUACUGUCCUCCGAUGGGGUCUGGUGUAUUUCCUCAAUUAUCCGGAUGUACAAGAAAAGUGUUUCCAGGAGAUCCUAGAAAACGUCGGGCAAAGCAGACGACCCUCCAUGAAGGACAAGACCAGCUUACCGUACGUCGAGGCAACGGUUACCGAGAUACUGAGGUGUGCCGACAUCAUACCAAGCAGUCUGCCUCACUCUGUACCCCAUGACGUAGAGUUCCGGGGAUACACCUUCCCUGAAGGAAUCACCGUAUUACCUAUGUUGAGCUCUGCCUUACAUGACCCGGAUCUCUGGGGCGAUCCUAGGAACUUCCGGCCAGACAGAUUUCUGGACACUGAAGGGAAGUUUCAGAAGAUGAAUGAGCAUAUUCCGUUCUCCCUCGGUCACCGAGCAUGCCUUGGCGAGGCCUUGGCACGGAUGGAACUCUUCCUCUUUACCACCAGCAUGAUACAGGAGUUCGAAUUCCGGCCUGUAGACGGGGUGAGCCCAUCUCUACAGGGACUGCCCGGCAUCGUCUACCGCCCGCAGCAGUUCAACAUGAAGGCAAUACCAAGGGCAAAAUAACUACUCAUUGGUCUUGUAAUCUCCAUGUCGACCGCCUCCGUGGUCUAGUGGUAGAGCGUCUGCCCGG